This is a messenger RNA of Platichthys flesus (European flounder), 664 nucleotides long. It is a transcript of the gene tp53inp2a, whose product is annotated as tumor protein p53 inducible nuclear protein 2. The record is from RefSeq and is a predicted model, not a curated record. NCBI's taxonomy places the organism in Eukaryota, Metazoa, Chordata, Actinopteri, Pleuronectiformes, Pleuronectidae. The coding region runs from base 162 to 614 and encodes 150 amino acids. The transcript has 4 exons.
UUCAGAUUUGCGUAAAAACACAGCAGCAUCGCCGAACUCCUUCAAGUCAAAGCGCGGCAUGGUGGCACCUCCUCGUCGGCUUCAGAACCCGGGCGCAAGUUUCCUGCUUGGACAAAGAAAGAAGGAAAAACAGGGAAGACUUUAAUAGAAGACAAAGAGAAAUGUUCAGAACCAUCACCCGUCUGUUUUUUGGGGGAGAGGAGGAGACCCCCAAAGAGGUCAAGUCUGGAGAAGUGCUGGAAGAAGGAUGGCUUGUUGUCAAUCAUCACGAGACAAGUUCAGCAGAGAACCAGGAUGCAGAGCUGACGGAGAGCCUACCCGAAAUCUCUCCUCCUCAUGGAGACACAGUUACAAAGAUGGAAACUGAUACAAGUGUGUCAGAUACAGAGCCCACAGCUCAGAGCAGCAGCAGUGGAGACGUCUCUGGCUCUUUUUCUCAGCCAAAAGUCCUGGCAGAGGUCGCGCAGGUAACCUGCGUCCAGAAGGCCAAAGCCUGGACAGAGCGACACCACAUGUCCCGUAACGCCAUCCAGCGCCAGAACCGUGUUCACCAAGGAGUCCAACACCACUCCUUCAACCUCCAACAGCCAGGGCAUCGCAACCUCAGCCACUAAACCAGGAUAUGAAUGUAAAUCAUUCACAUUAAAACACGAUAUAACACACA